CCCGCCGAAUGGCAUUUUUGAAAAUAAUUUUAUGCUCUCUCUCUUUCAAUUUUCUUCUCUAAAUCCUAAAACUGCCCCUUUUUUUCUCAUCCCCGCCAUUUUCAGUUCCUCUCCACUGUCGUCUCCCUCUAUUUCCCCAUAGCCGUCUCUCUUCCGUUCAUCUAUACCUAUCUCUCCCUCCUUCUCUCCUGCGAUCUCCGGUCUUUCGCCGUUCAACUUCUCUUCUGUGGCUUCUUCUUCGUCUGCCGCUUCUUCUGCAAAACCCUAGCAUCUCCAUACCCUUAGGUUGAAACAGGGUAAGUCUUAAAUCUCACGCAAAAUGAGGAUUAUGAUAAAAGGUGGUGUGUGGAAGAACACGGAAGAUGAGAUCCUUAAAGCUGCGGUUAUGAAAUAUGGCAAAAACCAGUGGGCUCGAAUUUCCUCGCUUCUUGUUAGGAAAUCUGCUAAGCAGUGCAAGGCUCGAUGGUAUGAGUGGCUUGACCCCUCCAUUAAAAAGACUGAGUGGACAAGAGAGGAGGAUGAGAAACUACUCCAUCUUGCUAAGCUAAUGCCAACCCAGUGGAGAACUAUUGCACCAAUUGUUGGACGUACUCCAUCCCAGUGUCUCGAGCGGUAUGAGAAGCUUCUUGAUGCUGCUUGUGUUAAGGAUGACAAUUACGAACCAGGAGAUGAUCCAAGAAAAUUGCGCCCUGGAGAAAUUGAUCCAAACCCAGAGUCAAAGCCUGCACGUCCCGAUCCUGUUGACAUGGACGAAGAUGAAAAGGAAAUGCUUUCUGAAGCACGAGCAAGGUUAGCAAAUACUAGGGGAAAGAAGGCAAAAAGGAAAGCCCGAGAGAAACAACUUGAAGAGGCCAGAAGGCUUGCUUCGCUGCAAAAAAGAAGAGAGCUAAAAGCUGCAGGGAUUGAUACUCGACAAAGGAAGAGAAAGAGAAAAGGAAUAGAUUACAAUGCUGAAAUUCCUUUUGAGAAAAAACCUCCUCCAGGAUUUUUUGAUGUUAGUGAGGAAGAUAGACCAGUGGAGCAGCCCAAGUUUCCAACAACGAUUGAAGAACUUGAAGGAAAAAGAAGGAUCGAUGUAGAAGCCCAAUUAAGAAAGCAAGAUAUUGCAAAGAAUAAAAUUGCUCAGAGACAAGAUGCUCCAUCAGCUGUGCUGCAAGCAAAUAAGCUGAAUGACCCAGAAAUGGUGCGGAAAAGAUCUAAACUUAUGCUGCCUGCACCUCAAAUUUCAGAUCAUGAAUUGGAGGAAAUUGCAAAGAUGGGAUAUGCAAGUGAUCUUCUAGCUGGUAAUGAAGAGCUUGCAGGGGGAAGUGGUGCUACACGAGCUUUGCUUGCAAAUUAUGCACAGACACCACGGCAAGGAAUGACACCUUUUCGAACUCCCCAGAGGACGCCGGCUGGGAAGGGCGAUGCCAUAAUGAUGGAGGCAGAAAACCUUGCUAGGCUGAGAGAAUCUCAGACUCCAUUGUUGGGAGGAGAGAAUCCAGAGCUGCAUCCUUCAGAUUUUUCAGGAGUCACCCCAAGGAAAAAGGAGAUUCAAACACCAAAUCCUAUGUUAACACCAUCAGCAACUCCUGGUGGUGUUGGUCUCACUCCUCGGAGUGGCAUGACACCAGCUAGGGAUGCUUACUCAUUUGGCAUGACUCCAAAAGGUACACCUAUUAGAGAUGAGUUACGUAUCAAUGAAGAUAUGGAUGCAGAUGAUAGUGCAAAACUGGAGUCUCAAAGACAAGCUGAUUUGAGAAGGAAUCUUAGCCUAGGAUUAGGAAAUCUUCCACAGCCUAAGAAUGAGUACCAGGUAGUUAUGCAACCAAUUCCAGAAGACAAAGAAGAACCUGAGGAGAUGAUUGAAGAGGACAUGUCUGAUAGGAUUGCUAGAGAACGAGCUGAGGAAGAAGCAAGGCAGCAGGCUUUACUUAGGAAAAGAUCAAAAGUGCUACAGAGAGAGCUUCCUCGGCCUCCUACUGCUUCUUUGGAACUUAUUAGAAAUUCUUUGAUGAGAGCUGAUGGAGAUAAGAGUUCAUUUGUUCCACCUACCCCUAUUGAGCAAGCUGAUGAAAUGAUGAGAAAGGAACUUCUUGCUUUGUUAGAGCAUGAUAACGCAAAGUAUCCAAUUGAUGAAAAGGUCAACAAGGAGAAAAAGAAGGGUUCCAAGCGCACUGGAAAUGGACCAACUGCUGUCAUCCCCACAAUAGAUGACUUUGAAGAAACUGAGAUGGAGGAGGCCGAUUAUUUGAUAAAGGAAGAGGCUCGGUAUCUGUGUGCUGCAAUGGGGCAUGAAAAUGAAUCCUUAGAUGAGUUUGUGGAAGCGCACAGAACCUGCUUGAAUGAUCUUAUGUACUUCCCCACUAGAAAUGCUUAUGGACUUUCGAGUGUUGCUGGAUAUCAUGAGAAAUUAGCCGCCUUGCAGGAUGAAUUUGAGUAUGUUAAAAAGAAAAUGGAUGAUGAUACUGAGAAGGCUGUCCGGUUGGAGAAGAAAGUUAAAGUUCUCACACAUGGCUAUGAGACACGGGCAAAACAAAGCCUUUGGCCACAAAUUGAAGCAACUUUCAAGCAGAUAGACACUGCAGCUACAGAGCUGGAGUGCUUUGAAGCUCUUCAAAAGCAAGAGCUAUCAGCUGCUUCACACCGGAUUAGUGGUAUCUGGGAGGAGGUUCAAAAACAAAAAGAGCUGGAGAGAACACUUCAGUUACGUUAUGGAAACCUUUUGGAGGACUUGGAAAAGAUGGAGAAAAUCAUGGUUGAUCGCAAGGCACAGGCACAAAAGGAAGAAGAGAUCGCUGCAGAGAGUCACGCUCUUCAGUUGGCUGAGGUUGAGCCUAACCAAAACGUUGGAGAAAAUGCUGAUAGUUCCGAAGCCAUGUCUGCAUCAGUAGCGGCAGUUGAUCGUGAAAAUUCAGUGCCUGUUCCCACCUCCAUUGAAUUAAUGGGUGAACAACUAAACUCAUCUGUGGGACAUGAAAACAAAACUAACAAGGCCAUGGAUAUCCACACUGAAAAGGAAAGUGUAGCAGUGGAUUUGGAUAUUGGUUUGUCUGAUAACAAACUACCUUCUGCAGCGGGAGAUGCAUCACUGCCUGACAAUGGCUUUGAAGAGUCUGAUAAAAGUCAAACCAUUGAUGUUCCUUCUCAAGAACUCUUGGGCCCUGAUGCAAAUGGCAUGUCAGAUUCGGUUGAUGGUGCAACUAUUGAAAAUGAUAAAUGUAGUACUGAUAUUGUCGAGGAAGUAAAAGAUGUCGAAACUCAGCAGCCUGUGAUUGAAACUGAAAAUAACUCAGAUAUGCAUUCGAUUGAUCUGGAUGCAGCUGCACCUGCAUCUUCUUAUGAGGAUGGCCCUGUGAAUGAUGGCAACACAGGAGAAAUGGAAUCAAAUGUCUAGACGAUGUAGAGAUGAUUCGGGUUCUGCGGCUUGUUUUUCGGGUGGGAUAAGAGAGGGAGAAUUGUUGAUUCCAUGAAAUAGCCUUAUAGAUAUAGUGUAAACAGAGAAGGUGGGUUUAGAGACCUCCAGAGGGGUUAGAAUUUGAAUCCGAAUUAGAAGGCUGCUUCUUACAAGUUUAUCCCUUAAGGAAGAGAAGAUGUGCUGAAACAACCCCUUAAGGAUGAUGCACAAGAUUUGUAUUGCUUUCUUUUUGUAGGAUUUUUUUAAGAAAUAUUUUCUUAAAGCUUCAUAUGCUCGUAUUGAUGAAAUUAUACUGUUUAGUUUCUAUCA
Cucumis melo (muskmelon) is the source of this 3706-nucleotide messenger RNA. RefSeq names its product cell division cycle 5-like protein. Gene Ontology annotation, cellular component: Prp19 complex; spliceosomal complex. Gene Ontology annotation, biological process: mRNA splicing, via spliceosome. The coding region runs from base 320 to 3376 and encodes 1018 amino acids. The transcript has 4 exons. NCBI's taxonomy places the organism in Eukaryota, Viridiplantae, Streptophyta, Magnoliopsida, Cucurbitales, Cucurbitaceae. The record is from RefSeq and is a predicted model, not a curated record.